This is a messenger RNA of Peronospora matthiolae, 1674 nucleotides long. Lineage: Eukaryota; Oomycota; Peronosporomycetes; Peronosporales; Peronosporaceae. The record is from the annotation of a GenBank genome assembly.
AUGGAAUCAAGCGACUCCGGCAAGUGGAAAGAAGCGUGUGACUCGGAGUUCGAUUCGCUUCAGAGAAACGACACGUGGGAAAUCGUGCCUCUUCCGAAAGGUCGCAAGGCCAUCGGGUGCCGAUGGGUUUUUCGUGUAAAGGAGAAUCAAGAUGGCGAAGUUGAACGUUUCAAGGCAAGACUUGUGGCCAAAGGAUUCUCACAGAAAUUCGGAGUUGACUAUGAAGAAACUUUCGCACCGGUGGCCAAGUUCACAUCGAUUCGUGUGGUGCUCAGUAUGGCGGCCAAGUACGGCCUAAUGCUACAUCAGAUGGACGUCAAGACAGCGUUUCUUAACGGCUCCCUCAACGAAGACAUCUACAUGGACCAGCCGGACGGAUACCUGGAUGCAACACAGCCGGACUAUGUGUGCAAGCUAAAGAGAUCACUCUACGGCUUGAAGCAAUCGCCUCGCAUGUGGAACCAAACAAUCGAUGGGUUCAUGAUCAAGAUGGGAUUCAAGAAGUGCGAAUCGGACCACUGCAUCUACAUCAAGCGAGACGACCAAGACAUGAUUCUCGUGGUGCUCUACGUCGAUGAUCUCAUCCUGGCCAGCAGCAACAACGAACUCCUCAAGUCAACCAAGAUGGCGCUGAGCAAACGCUUCGAAAUGACGGAUCUCGGUGAGCUCGAUUACUUUCUCGGCAUGGAGAUCAAGAACGACCGUAAGACGGGAAUGGUGACUGUACAACAAACCAAGUUUCUCAAGUCCGUGUUAACCAAGUUCGGAAUGGAUAACAGCAAGCCAGUGAAGACGCCUCAAGAUCCCGGCCUGAAGCUAACCAAGAACAUGUGUGAACAAGAAUGCAAGCACGAAGACACCAUGUGCAACGUGCCAUAUCGAAGUGCUGUCGGAGGCAUCAUGUAUCUCAUGGUCGCCACACGUCCGGAUCUAGCUGCUGCAGUGGGAUCAUUAUCCCAGUUCUCGUCCGACCCAUGCCCGACUCACUGGCAAGCUUUGAAGCGUGUGCUGAGAUACCUGCAAGCAACGCCCAAUCAUGGUCUUGAGUUUACACGUGAAGAAGGAAGCCGUAUCUGCGGGUACACCGACGCAGACUGGGCCGGCGACAUUGAGUCAAGACGAAGUACAAGCGGCUAUGUGUUCAUGAUGAGCGGAGGAUGCAUCAGCUGGAAAAGCCAGAAACAACGGACGGUCGCGCUAUCUUCAACAGAAGCAGAAUACAUGGCGCUUUCCGAAGCAACCAAAGAAGCAGUAUGGCUCAAAGUGCUUUUGGGGGAACUUGGUGAGAUGACAAGCGACGAAGCGAUCAAGAUGUAUGAAGACAACCAAGGAUCAAUCGCUCUCGCCAAGAACCCGGAGUUCCAUAAGAGAACAAAACACAUCGACAUACGCUACCAUUUUGUGCGUGAGAAGGUGGAAUCAGGUGAAGUCGUUUUGGAGUAUUGCCCGACUCAAGAUAUGCUGGCAGACAUGAUGACCAAGCCGAUCGCCGCUGUACAAUUUGAAAACAUUCGCGAUCGACUUGGGAUCCAAGGUGCCGCAGCUAACGAGUCGAGAGGGAGUGUUGAAAAGACAGCGGCUGUGAAGAAGACACCUCGUCAAGCUGCGUCAAGUGUUGAAGCAAGUGGAAGACCAAGCUUCGCUAUACCGGUGGGUACCGGUAUGUACCAGUAA